CAUUUCUGCCUUAUUCUCCAAGCUAAUGGCGUCUCUCUCUUCAAUUGCAUCUGCAGACUCCGAUUGAAAGCCCUAAUUCCCAAAAGCCGAACCCUAAUUUUAUCUCACGUGCUUUUAAAUUUCCAUUUUCGAUUCCUCUCUUUCAUUUUCAACCUUUCAUUCUCUUAAUUUAAAACGAAAGAAUUCUUUUGCUUUUGGUUUUGGUAUUGACUUGGUAGAUGGCACGUGGUGAUUCUGCGGCUUCACUAGCUCCUGGAUUCCGAUUCCACCCCACUGAUGAGGAACUUGUUCGCUACUACCUCAAACGGAAGGUUACCAAUAAACCCUCUCGGUGUGACCCUAUAGCUGUUGUCGACAUCUACAAAACUGAGCCGUGGGAUCUCCCAGAUAAGUCGAAGUUGAAGAGCAGGGAUUUAGAGUGGUAUUUCUUUAGUAUGCUGGAUAAGAAGUAUGGCAAUGGUUCCAAGACAAACCGGGCCACAGAGAAAGGAUACUGGAAGACAACUGGGAAGGACCGCCCUGUGCGCUGGAACUUGCGAACUGUGGGGAUGAAGAAGACCCUUGUGUACCAUCUUGGACGGGCUCCACGUGGUGAGCGUACCAAUUGGGUAAUGCACGAGUACCGCCUUGCUGAUGAGGAUUUGGAGAAAGCUGGAAUUGUUCAAGAUGCAUUUGUGCUGUGUAGGAUAUUCCAAAAGAGUGGAACAGGGCCAAAGAAUGGGGAGCAAUAUGGGGCACCAUUUGUUGAGGAGGAAUGGGAUGAUGAUGAAGUGGUGGGUGUGUUGUUACCAGGUGAGGAAAUGGUGGUGGCUGAUGAAGUGGUGCUUGGUGAUGAUAUAUAUGAGGAAACAAAUGAGCUUGACCAGAAUUUUGAUGGUGGAGUUUCAUCUGAAAAUGCUUCCCUUCCUGUGAACUACUACCAUGGAGAAACAAGCAACUAUGUUGAGCCCUCUGAAAACUUCAGUGGAGAUGAUCAAAAGCCUAUAAUUGACAGGGGGGAAGCUCAGCAUGGUUCUGAUCUUCCAGAUGGCCAAAGCUUAUUCAGUUUACCUGGGCAAUAUGGGAUCGAUGCAAAAUCAGUACGACAUGAAUAUAUCACUGAAUCAAGCAACAAUGCUAAUGCUAUUGAUGACAAUUUCCUGCUUGAUGAGCCAUUCUUGGAUGCUAUUGGCAAUCCUCCAUUCAGCGAAGGAUUUUUCCUGGAGGCCAAUGAUCUGUCGAAUCCUGUGGAGCCAGACUCUGCUGGAGAUUCUACAGUUUUUGACAUGGUUGAUGAGUACCUCAAUUUCUUUGAUGCUAGUGAUGACAACCUAACUUUUGAUCCUUCCGAACUUAUAGGGAGUGAAAGUACUGUCUCUGAUCAAGCUUCUCUAUCUGAGAAGAUAAGGGAUGUCAAUGGAGGAACUGAGGAAGUGCCAAUGGCAACUGAAAAACUGUUAGCAACACACAGCAACACUGAUGCAUCCUCCUCGAAGCAACAAAAGCCAGAGGCGACAAAGAUUGACUCAGAUAUCAAAUACCCAUUCAUGAAGCAGGCCAGUCACAUGUUGGGCAGCAUUCCUGCACCUCCUGCAUUUGCUUCUGAGUUCCCUAUCAAGGAUGCAGCUCUGCAGUUAAAUGCAGCACAAUCAUCCAGCUCAAUUCGUGUUACUGCUGGUGUUAUCAGAAUAGAAAACAUUACUUUUGGCAGCAGUGGGAUGGACGGGUCAUUUAGCAAGAAUGGGAAUGUUAAUAUCAUCCUCUCUUUUGGCAUGUUGCAAGACAAUGCAAGUCCGACUCCUACAAGUUUGGUGCCACUGGGGAGUUUAUUCACGGGCAAGACAUUGUCUCUGUUGUCACACAGCUGGUUGUCCUUCAUGUGCUUAUGGGUCCUUAUUCUUUCAGUGAGUUUUAAAAUUGGGACUUGCAUUUGUACCAAGUAACUAACAUGGUCAAUGAAGUUGGCCAGGAGACGCUGAAACUGUUCCCUGGGCCAAAUUUUCUCUGGGGAUUGGUUGAUCCAGAACCCCCAUUAUAGGUUGCAUAGAACAACAAACUGUUACAAAUUCUUUAUAUUAACCGCCAAAUCUGGUGCUUGGUGUGUUUUUGACCUA
Molecule: messenger RNA, 2093 nt
Organism: Hevea brasiliensis (rubber tree)
Lineage: Eukaryota; Viridiplantae; Streptophyta; Magnoliopsida; Malpighiales; Euphorbiaceae
Product: NAC domain-containing protein 78
Exons: 6
Coding region: 219-1922 (567 amino acids)
Biological process (GO): regulation of DNA-templated transcription
Molecular function (GO): DNA binding
Source: RefSeq, a predicted model, not a curated record